Molecule: messenger RNA, 2775 nt
Organism: Raphanus sativus (radish)
Lineage: Eukaryota; Viridiplantae; Streptophyta; Magnoliopsida; Brassicales; Brassicaceae
Product: pentatricopeptide repeat-containing protein At2g30780
Exons: 3
Coding region: 465-2069 (534 amino acids)
Molecular function (GO): protein binding; mRNA binding
Source: RefSeq, a predicted model, not a curated record
GUCGCAAGCAGGCCUUUAUAGUAUGUAUUACAUAAACAACAUUUCUGACUCUGCAGUGUUGAGAGGUUUAGCUAGCUUUAAGUAAUAAUAUAGUGUAUCGUGUGUCACUUACUUAUGAAUGAUGAAAUAAUAUUACAUUAUAUACACCAUAUUUGUGUCAAUUACAUACAAUGAUAUAUAUUAUUUAUAUGUAAUACAGUUCUUAUCUUCCUUUGCUCAGUUUUGCCCAAAAAACAAAAUCUUCCUUUGCUCAGCUUUUUGUCGUCUCUUUACCUCUUAAUAGGACCACUUGCAGCAAAAGUUAUGACUUAUAUGUGCAAAAAUAAAUACUGGACUUAGGAUUUGAGAAAUUAAGAAAACAAUUGAUGAUAUAAAUCUAAAAGUGUAGAACAUUGUUAUUUUCUUGAAUUGCUAUUAGCGAACAAUGAUUUGAUCAAAAAAAAACUAUUAGCGAACAAUGACAUAUGAUGUUCAUUGAUCAGAGAGGAUUUAUAGUUUGUUGCGCAGACUCGUCUCAUCAUCAAUCAGUUGAUCUAUUAGCGCAUUACUUGAAACCUGCUAGUCGAGCAUCAGAUAAUGAUGAGAAGCAUUCAGCACCACAAUGCCUUUCCCAAUGUAUCCUCAGAUCCGAUCCAAAGGCGAACUCUUUACCCAUGACAUCGAAGUUUAUGAAACUCAGCGGUCAGUUCAUCGGCAAAUUCACCCGUGUCACCGCCUUACCUGCCCAUCACACUGACAUGGUCCAAAGGGUUUCGAUCUUGAAAAACGAGCUUUUAGCGACGGGUAAUAGUAAGGAGAAGUUCGAGAGCGUUCUGGAUCAGAAAGGGCAGUGGCUGUUCAGAAGCUACCGUGAUGGAGCAGGCAUCGUCGAGCUGAUGGAUCAACUCUUUCCUCUUCCUUACUUAGCUCUUCAGGUUUUAGAGUGGAGAAGAAGACAAUUUGAUUCUUGCAUCCCUUUGACAAGCGAGGAGUAUGCGAAAGGUAUCAAGAUCGCGGGUCGAGCUAGGGACAUAACCUUUGCGGUCUCUCUAUUCAACGAGGCUGCUAAGAAACGAACUCAGACGACUCCGGUUUACAAUGCUUUGAUGAGUGCUUACAUGUACAACGGGCUCGCCGAGGAAUGCCAGUCAGUUUUCAGAGAUUUCAGGAGGCAAACGCAUUGUUCUCCCACCGUUGUGACGUAUAAUAUUCUUAUAUCUGUGUACGGUCGGCUUCUGAUGGUGAAGAAUAUGGAAGCAGCUUUUGAAGAGAUGCGGAAACUGAAGAUAUAUCCGAAUGCCAGCACUUACAACUGUCUGAUCGCUGGUUAUGUGACUGCCUGGAACUGGGAGAAGAUGGAAGCUACGUUUCGAAAAAUGAAGAAAGGUCGAGUUGAGCCUGACACGGACACGUGCCUGCUGAUGCUUCGUGGGUAUGCGAACUCAGGGGAUUUGAAUAAGAUGGAAGAGAUGUAUGAAUCGGUUAAAGAUCAGGUUGGUGUAAACAGAGGAGCUUUGGUCAGAGCCAUGAUCUGUGCGUAUUGUAAGAAAGCUGUUGAGGGUAGAGUCGAAAAGAUUGAGAAUUUAUUGAGUCUUCUCUCUGGUGAGGGAUAUUACCCUUGGUUGAAUGUGCUUUUGAUUCGUCUGUAUGCUCAAGAAGACAUUCUUGAAUCAAUGGAGAGGAGAAUCGACGAGGCGUUUGAGCACAACACGUGUGUUAAUAAAUCGAGUAUCAUGCGGGCGAUCACUGCAGCUUACUUCAGAAGUAACGAAGUUGACAGUCUUGUCAGUUUCGUCAAGCGUGCGGAGUCUGCUGGCUGGAAACUAUGCAGGUCUCUCUACCACUGUAAGAUAAUGAUGUAUGGGUCCCAAAAACGCUUUGAAGAAAUGGAAGGUGUUGUAAAUGAGAUGGGUGAGACUAAUUAUGGGCUUGUGACUAAAACGUUUGCGAUUAUGGUUAAGGCUUAUAGAAGUCACGGAAUGGAGUCGAAUGCUGAGAGAGUUAUGGGAAAGAUGCUGAAACAUGGGUGUCUACAUAUUCCAAAAGCACAUCUAACUCAAUCGGCUUUAGAUGCAAGUCAAGUUGCGUAAAGAAUCCUGUUGUUUUGAUUUGUUCAGUAUCUUUAUCAAGUGUGAGCACUGGCCAUUCAGAGGAUCAGAAGGUUAGUGUUGUUUCUGCCUUUUCAUUGAUGGUUGCAUACGACGGUGUUGAGCUUAGCGUUUGGUUCUUUUAUUUGGCAUAUUAGGCUCUGUAGAAGUGUUGCCACAUGAGCCUUGAUAAAAAGAUGAUGAAUAGACUUCAACAAGAGUUUUGUGAUGAGGUAGAACACCUUUUAUCUCCCGUCAUGAGUGAAUCAGUCAUCAUUAUGCAGCCAUAGUUGUACAUGUUAACGGCAAGAGUUUGAAGCUUCCAUGGCAGAUUUUUGAACAUAUUGGUGGAUGAGAACCUCAGUAAAACGAAAUCUCAUGAGGACAAGGUCUGCAUUUUUUUACUUGUGUAACAGCUGAUAGAUUCUUCUUUCUUAAGAAAAUGAAGAACAGGCUCUGCCAAGUGAAGUUGUUAGUUACCUUGAGAAACCCGACUGACAUUUGCAAUGUGUUUCUCUUCCUGCCAGCUCUCUGUAACUUCUGUUGUUAGGUUAUCUGCUCUGUUGUUUCAUUGAGCUAUGUUUGUAGUUGAGGAACAGAUAGCUCAGUUACACCAAUGUUUCGGUAUAGAUUAGUGGGGACCUCAUUUGCUAAUUUAUAACAUAUUCAGAAAUUCUUUUAAUUAAUAAGCCAUGGAGCCUUUUGUCUU